Messenger RNA from Colletotrichum higginsianum IMI 349063, 1581 nucleotides. Its product is annotated as Transcription factor Tos4. The transcript is spliced from 2 exons. The record is from RefSeq and is a predicted model, not a curated record. Lineage: Eukaryota; Fungi; Ascomycota; Sordariomycetes; Glomerellales; Glomerellaceae. Gene Ontology annotation, molecular function: protein binding. Bases 1 to 1581 code for a protein of 526 amino acids.
AUGAUGGACUCGUCGCCCCAAUCCAAGUCUCUGGAGCCCACGCUUCCUCUGGCCGGCACCAAGCGUUCUGCCCCAAGUCUCCUACCGCCAUUUGAACCUCUCUCUUCCUCGCCAGGCUUCCCUCGACCCUCCAAACGACAAGCGCGACCCGGUUCCGUGGGGGGUAAAAACGCGUACCUGAAGUAUCCCACGCCCAUCCCGACCUCGAGCACCGGCAUCCUCUCGUCUUCUCCACCCCGCGUCCACCAAAGACCCGGUGGCCUACCACGAGCCCUCUCUUCCGCCUCGGAGCGCACUCCCCUCGGCGCCCUCGCCUCCAUCGAACUGAACGACAGCGGCGAGACUCUGCUGAUGGGCCGCUCUAGCAACUCGUCCCACUACCAGCUAUCAGCUAACCGUCUUGUGUCCCGCAUCCAUGUCAAGGCACGCUAUGUGCCCGCUGCUUCCGCGUUAGAGCCGAACAAGAUUGAGAUCAUCUGCAACGGUUGGAACGGCCUGAAGCUGCACUGCCAGGGUCGCACAUGGGAGCUCCUCAAGGGCGAUUCCUUCACCUCGGAGACGGAAGGCUCCGAGAUCAUGCUCGACGUCCAGGAUGCCCGUGUCAUGAUUCAAUGGCCGAAGCGGGACCGCCAUGACCGUCUGGCAAGCCCCGACGAGUCGGCCUGGGGCGACUCGCCGCCCCGCUCCGCCGCCCGUGCUGCUGCCGACCUCCUUCAGUCCAGCCCCCUCCGCCACGCCUCGCGCAUUGAGUCUCCGGAAUCGCCCACCCCAGUGCAUCUGUCCAGUUCGCAAAGACUUCAGGCCCUUCUUCCCACCGACGACGGCGAGGUACACAUCUACGAGGACUUGAUUGCAGACGAGCCCGAGCUGCCCAAGCUGGCCGACUCGGGCACCAUCAUCGGCCAGAGCUUCGCGACUGAGGCCACUAACUCGUUCUCGUCCGAACUCAGCGAGCCCGAGGACGAGAACGACCCGGAUGAGGAGAACGACCCAGUGGUUCACUCUUUCGGGCCGUUUGGUGCAGACAUCUCUAAUCGCCUGGCUUCCAUCACCACUGCAUCGCCAAAACUCCCGUCCUUCAAGCGGCCAGGCCUGUCCACAAUCCACGACGAGGCCAAUGCCUCGAAUGCGUCUAGCCCCAUUUCCGCACCGCCAAAGUCGCCCGAGGACGAAGAAGAAGAUUAUGAGCCAAAGGAGGCUGAGCCCCCUUACGAAAACCCCGCCGUUCGCAACCACGUAGUCAACCAGCUCGCCUUCUCUCGCUUAUCGUCCAACCCGCUGUCGACCAUCAUGAACAAUCUGCCGUCCGAGGAGAAGAGGGGUUUAGCCAAGGAUCAACUUCGAAGCCUCAUCGAGGCCACGGCGUGCAUCGGCAUCAUUCGUCGCCAGGGCAAGGACGCCGCCGGCAAGCCCCUCGAGAGCGAGUACUACUACGUGCCCGAGGCCGACGAUGACGACCAGCGUCGUCUCGCCGUCACGGACGGGCUGCGCAAGCCCAGUCUGAGAGCGUGCCGAAAGCAGCAUAAGCUUUCAUCCCAUGCACCUGGCUCCUACGACCUUGCCUUGCUCGAGCUGAGUUGA